Ipomoea nil (Japanese morning glory) is the source of this 1224-nucleotide messenger RNA. RefSeq lists its product as uncharacterized. NCBI's taxonomy places the organism in Eukaryota, Viridiplantae, Streptophyta, Magnoliopsida, Solanales, Convolvulaceae. Gene Ontology annotation, biological process: protein folding. Gene Ontology annotation, molecular function: alpha-tubulin binding. Bases 16 to 1020 code for a protein of 334 amino acids. The record is from RefSeq and is a predicted model, not a curated record. The transcript is spliced from 2 exons.
UUGAAACUAUAUGAAAUGCAUGAUGUUUUGCGUGAAUUGGCCUUGAGGGAAGCUCAGAAGGAGAAUCUAUUAUGUCUAAAAAAUGAUGACUCUAUCAUUAGUGUGGGGUUUAGGAGAAGUCAACUAAUAAACUCCUCUCGUAUAUCUCAUCCAUGGAGUAUCCAAUCAAAAAUUUUCAGCACCUUUUCAUUUUUGGAUUUAUCCAAUAACGGCAACAGUAAGCAGUUUAAUUGUCAUUUAAAGUUCUUAAGGGGAUUGAUACUAGAUGCGCAAGGCUACAGAGCCUAUUCGUUCAUAAGCCUAGUGCAUUUGAGAUGGCUAAUGUAUGACUUUGCUUUGAAACUUAAUUCUCUACCCUUGUUCAUGUUAUGGAAUUUGCAGAAGCUAGAUGUAGGUGAUCGUUCACUAUAUGAAACCCUUAAUAUUUCGGGAUUGCCCCAACUGAAGAAUCUCAAUGUUGGGGGAGGCAUUACACUGGUUCCUCCAAGAUCAGUUCAUCAUAAUUUGGAGAGCAUUAGAUAUUUGAAUUAUAUGAGUUGUACAGAGGAGCUGUUUAUGAGAAUCCCAAAUCUAAGGACAUUGGGAGUUCACCUGAAACGCAAAGCAUUCAAUUGGUUCCAAAACCUUGCCUAUUUAUAUAAACUGGAAGAUCUGCAAGUUCAUGGCGAACUUCUUCAUCCGAAGUUUAGUACUAUCCAUUCUACGGGGACUUUGAGCAUAGAGAAUUUUUUGCCAAAUCUUAAGAAAUUGAAACUCUUUGAAACAGAAUUAAAUUGGAAGGAUAUGAAUGUUGUUGGGAUGUUGCCUAAGCUUGAGGUCCUCAUCUUGGAGGAUAAUGCUGCUGUUGGCAAAAAAUGGAAACCCAAAGAUGGAGGAUUUCAUGGAUUAAAGUUGUUAAUCAUAGGAACUUGUGAUCUACAAAUUUGGAAAGCCACGGGUGACCAUUUUCAUGUCCUUGAAUGUCUAGUCCUCAAGAGAUUAGAGGGUUUAAAAAAGAUUCCUAGGACUUUGCAUAUAUAACUACUCUCAAAUCAAUCAAGUUAUAUGACUGUUCAGAGUCAGCAAUAUCUUCCGCCAAGUGUAUUCAAGAGGAGCUACGAGACUACGGAAACAACGCUUUUACUGUUGAUAUUUUAGGGUUUGGUGACUUUGAACAUUUGAGUUGGUAUUAAAGUUGUUGCACGUUCCAGUAAAGAUGAUUUUCCCUUGGUUGAGAAUGCGUAG